UUGACAUUUAUCGAAUGCCAUUGUACGAUGGUCAUUUUGAAUGCGUACAAAAACUCGAUCUUAACAUAUGUAGUCAAAUUAAGUGAGCAUUGGGAUGCAUGAUGGCAACAGCUACACUAUUGACCGCGUAACGCAUGACCGGUUAUUUAUCGUCGAUGACCCUUGCUUUUUUCCGUCAUCCCACGAUUGUUACUUUAACGAUGCGGUAGGGGCUAACCUCUGUGCAGAGAAACAGGAACCGAAGCGCAUUCAAUGUUUCCAAAGAUCCACCGGCUAGGCCCUCGUCCGUUAUUUUUCCAUCGAUGAAAGCGAUAUUGUCAUUGAAACUAGACUCAAAAACUUCCGAUAGUAGAAAUACGUUCCUGAAUAAAAGUAAAAAAAAAGCGCGGUGAAUAGUAAAACUGAAUAUCUCACUCUUUAGGUUAUCAAUGUCGUCGUAUUCUAACCUUCGCAAUCCUUUAUUGCCAAGUCCUCCUCAAGGAUCGCGAACAUUCAAGGAUCUGUCAUCUGCAUCGACGGCCUCAUUUCGACAGUUCUUUAACCGUCCGUUUCGUAAUCUUUCCACCACAGGGUCUCAACUUCGAUUAGCUCCCACCAAACGCGUGGUUCCUUCCAUCUCUGUGGAUGGUCAUAGAAAGCAGCUAUCAAAGCGCCCUCAGACUGUCACUCCUAAUACCACAGUAACCCAGGAUCCCAUUAUUCAUUACAAUGGACCCGUAGAAACACUUGAUCAAUUACCGGAAGAAAAAUUAGCAUGGAUCAAGCAUGAAUCUUCCCUGGAUACAGUCACUCUUCGACACCCGUUGACCCACUGUGACAGACCCAUCGUUUUUUGCAAACCACAUCAGCGUAACCGCACAUUUCCCACUGCUCUGUGUUCUAUGCCGACUCGUCAAAUGAAGCCGAAAGCCAUGUUCUAUAUGCGAGUAUUGCAGAUUAUCAAUCAGAGUUCCUCAAAACCCUGCGUUUAUCGAUGUUCGCUUCAGUUAGAGGAAGAAAUUAGCUUUGGUACUCACGUCAUGAGUGAAAAAAGCGGCAAAAGCAGCACAGAAGCCAAUUUGGAUGAAACCUUCCUCUUUGAUGUAGAAAACACGACAGUAGCGAGUUUGCGAUUGUACGUUCAGCCGAGGACGACCUUGGGAAGGUUAACAAGCAAAUUCCGGGCUCAAGAAGUUUGUGUUGGCAAAGAAGAUGUGGCAGUGCAUCUGCAACCGAGCGAUAAGCAAGUCCAACGAUUUACUUUACGUGGCUCGGAAGCCGGCGAAACCCGCAUCUAUCAAGUGGUGGCCAUUGUAGGCACUUUUGUAAGCGACCGGGCACAGACAUUGCUGGAAAGUCGACGCAUCUUUGCUGGUUUCCUCACCGUGUACGUUCGAGGCAAAUACAUCCCGCGUUGGGAUCGAUAUCAUGCGGUGCUUUAUGGGACCAAAUUGUGUCUGUAUGAUUUUGAGUACAAAGAGACGCGCCGUUGUCUGCAUACCAUCCCAUUACAGCAUUUUUACGACGUAUUUCAUCCCGCGAUGGACGAUGACGAACGUCAAGUGGAUGUUGGUUCGUUUGGUCUGGCUUUGCAGUUUUCCGAAAAAGCAGUGGGAAUGCAAACUGUCACCGAGGGCAAUUUUGAAUACAGAAUUUACGUCUUGCCUGACAACGUGCAAAGUUCAGAAUCUUGGGAAGUUGCAUUUACCUAUGCGGCUUCGCUUUUGGAAGAGUUUCGGAUCGAAACCGAUGAUGAUGUGCAUCCAUUGCCAUCUAUGCACGAAGAAAUUGAACAUGAUAACAAUGACCAAUACUAUUCGCAUGACAAGAACCACCACGGUCCAUCCCUUGUACCAGCUAAAUUUAUGUGGUAAAAAGGUGAAGCAGAUUAAAGAGAAAAAAAGUAAUCACAGCUUGAUAAUGUGAUCCGCAUGGACCAAAUAGACUUGC
This is a messenger RNA of Radiomyces spectabilis, 1929 nucleotides long. RefSeq lists its product as uncharacterized. Lineage: Eukaryota; Fungi; Mucoromycota; Mucoromycetes; Mucorales; Radiomycetaceae. The record is from RefSeq and is a predicted model, not a curated record. The coding region runs from base 429 to 1853 and encodes 474 amino acids. The transcript has 7 exons.